Molecule: messenger RNA, 3032 nt
Organism: Mesoplodon densirostris (Blainville's beaked whale)
Lineage: Eukaryota; Metazoa; Chordata; Mammalia; Artiodactyla; Ziphiidae
Gene: SPRTN
Product: SprT-like N-terminal domain
Exons: 6
Coding region: 107-1639 (510 amino acids)
Biological process (GO): DNA repair
Cellular component (GO): nucleus
Molecular function (GO): polyubiquitin modification-dependent protein binding; single-stranded DNA binding; metalloendopeptidase activity
Source: RefSeq, a predicted model, not a curated record
GCGUCACAAUCGAGCGUAACAUUGACGGUUGACUUUACUUGCGAACCGUGAAGCCGCUAGCAGGUUUCUGAAACCUGCCUCCGGGAGCCCACUGGGAGGUGCUGUCAUGGAGGAGCUCGACCCGGCGGCCGUCCGAGGCUCCGGGACGUGGAGUCCCCCGGCCUGGACCUCGGCAGCCACGGAUGAGGACCUGGCUUUGGCGCUGCGGCUUCAGGAGGAGUGGGACUUGCAGGUCUCGGAGCGUGAUCCGGCCCAGGAGCCCCUGUCUCUGGUGGACGCGGCCUGGGAGCUGCUGGACCCCACCCCCGAUUUGCAGGCCCUGUUUGUGCAGUUCAACGACCGUUUCUUCUGGGGCCUUCUGGGGGCGGUCGAGGUGAAGUGGAGCACGCGAAUGACGCUGAGCGCUGGGAUAUGCACUUACGAAGGCAGGGGCGGAAUGUGUUCCAUCCGACUCAGUGAACCCCUCUUAAAGUUGAGACCAAGAAAGGAUCUUGUGGAGACCCUCUUGCAUGAAAUGAUACAUGCCUAUUUAUUUGUCACGAAUAACGAUAAAGAUCGGGACGGGCAUGGUCCGGAGUUUUGUAAACAUAUGCAUCGCAUCAAUCGCCUGACGGGAGCCAAUAUAACGGAGCACCAUACUUUUUACGAGGAGGUGAAUGAGUACCGGCAGCACUGGUGGCGCUGCAAUGGGCCGUGUCAGCACAAGCAGCCAUAUUACGGCUACGUGUUACGCGCUACCAACAGGGCACCCUCUGCUCGUGAUUACUGGUGGGCUGAGCACCAGAAAACCUGUGGAGGCACCUACAUAAAAAUCAAGGAACCAGAGGGCUACUCAAAAAAACGCGAAGGAAAAACAAAACUAGGAAAGCAGCCAGUAUCAGAAGCAGAGAAUAAAGGUAAACCGAACAGAGGGGAGACACAGUUAAUCCCUUUCAGUGGGAAAGAGUAUGUUCUAGGGGGAGCCAGCAAUUUGCCUUCAUCUGGGAAAUGUAUCACCUCACAUGCUGUUAAAACCCAGGAUCUUUUAAAUCAGGACCAUUCAGCAAAUGCCUUAAGACCCAAUUCAAAACGUGAGGUGACAUCUGUUCACAAUGGCUCAAGUGGGAAAAGUUCCCUAGUCUCUGCUGCUCUCAGUUCCAGUCACCAAGGUGUUUUAAGCAGCUACUUCUCGGGAGUGUUGGUCUCCAAGCACAAGGCUUUCGGAAGUGUGAGUGGGUUUCCGACGAAAAGCCCCACGGUUGGUGACAUCACUAAAAGCUCGGUCUCUUCUAGUUCUCAAAGGAGGGUGACGUCUUCUAAGGUAUCCCUAAGAAAUCCUUUAAAAGUGGAAUCGAUAUCUGUGACUGCACCCCAGGAUGCAGGUGGGCCUGAAGAUGAAUUACCAAGUAAACGACGCAGGCUCGAAGACAGGACUGUUUUUGACAAUUUUUUUAUCGCGAAAGAGCAAACACGGAGUGGUGGUAACGAUCCAAAGUGUGGCUCACGUCCUACAGCUGCAACGCAGAAUGCCAGCAGUUCAUCUAGUCAGAGCAAAGUGCUUCACUGUCCUGUUUGUCAGAGUGAAGUUUUGGAGUCUCAGAUUAACGAGCACUUGGACUGGUGCCUUGAAAGUGAUAGCCUCCAAGUCAGAAAGGCCUAAGUGGGAAAACUUCCCUAGUCUCUGCUGCUUGGACACCUACAUGUAUAAUUUUUAGAUACUUUUGUCCUUUCUUUUAAAAGUAUUUAAAUGUUAAUCUUUUUAUUUGCAUAUUUUCCUUAAAAUAGUCAGUGAGGAAUCCUGUCAGGUGUUUGGUUAAAUUGAAUAUUCCUUUAUUAAUAUUAAAACUCAUUCCCAGAACUGGUAAUAUUCAUAGUAUCAGACAUAUUGACCAAAAAUACAACCUAGUUGUUUUCCCGUACUCAAGGUUUUUGGUUUUUCUUUUUUUUUUUUUUUUCUUCAAAAUUUUAAUAGGAAAUACAUUUCCUAUAUUACAAAGAUUUUUAUUUCUCUGUUUCACUAAAAGGUGGAAGCAGGUUUUAGGUUAAGGUAGAUAAGCAGAGUAAAAUAAAUUUCUUUUGGAAUAUUGCUAGUAACAAAUAGCCACUGUAAUUCUGUAGGCCAGAAUUGAGCUGUUUUCUCAGAAUUUUAACAAAAUAACUGGUUAAAACUCAGUACUAGGUAACUGGCAUAUAUAACAUAACCAAGUUGCCUAGUUUAUGUACAAGUGGACCAUCAUCUGGAAACAGUAUCAUGAACCUUAAGCCAAAGUUGAAACCAUUUGGGAAUGCCAUUUGUGGACAUAAAAAAGUAUGUUUCUUUUAAAAAACAUUCUUCUCCACGUCCCAGCAAAGGGACAGAGAUAGUUUGAUCAAUUUACUUUGUCUCAUGGCUCUACCGCCAGUGUGUUGGCAUAUUUUCAGGGCCUUAGUUCACAGGUUUUCUUUUUCUUAACUUUGUUGCAACAUGACUUUACAUACAUAAGGUGCAGCUGGGUUCCCCGCUGAGUGACCACUACCCAACUGCAGUUAGAGAACAUUUCAGUUGCCAUGAAGUGUCCUUAUGGGCACCUCUUCCCAGUCAACAGCCACCACCCCAGGGUAACCACUGUUUUCGUCUGUCACCACAGGUUAGUUUAGCUUGCUUUUAAACUUCAUGAAGUAGUACCUUUGUUGCUAUGGGUAGCAGAAGCUCAGUCUUUUCAUUGCUCUGUAGUAUUUGUAUGAAUAUGCCCGAGUUUUUUAUUCUGAUAUUAAUGGACAUUGGAAUUAUCUCAUUUGGGGCUGGCCAUUCUGAAUAAUGCUAAGAACAUUCUUACUCAUUUCUGCUGAGCAUAUCCCCAGUCUGGAAUGCAGGGUCACCAGGUGCAUUUAUGUUUAGCGUUAGUAAAUGCUGCCAGUUUACAGUCCUGCCAGCAGCGUCUGAGAGCUUCUUGUUCAGCAGUCUUAGCGCUGUUGUCAGUCCUUUUCAUUUUAGCCUGUCCGGUUGAGUGUUCACGAGUUUUUAUAUUUCUUAAGCAUCAAGUUAAACAAUAGUAUUUAAUAAAUAUUUAUAG